CUUUGGCCAACACCAGAAACUAGGGAGGUAAAAAAGUGAAAACUGUCAUGCCAAACACAUGUGAGGGGAUUAAUGAGUAAAUGAGUCAAAAAUAGCUCUUCACAAUGUUUAAUUAGGAGCUGCUUCUUCUGACUGCAUCACCUCCUGUUGCUGGGAGGGAAUGGGCAGAUAUUCCAACUGUAUUGGCACCUUUCUAAAGUAACAGCAGCACUGAGUCUGUAAGCGUGACUGGCUCUGCAAAUUGAGAGAGAUUUCUAGAGGAGUCUCUGGUGUUUUGAAAAUGUGUGACCAAAUUUCAGUGUAUGGAAGAAGAAAAACAUUUUGAGAAAAUUGUAAGUAAAAGCUGGGAAACUUAGUCUCUUGACAAAUACUUAACUACGCACAGUUAUUUUUUAGCUGUGUUACUGCUCUUCAGUAGUUCUGCUUGUGACUCAUUUCUUAGCAAAACAAACAGAUGUGACCACCUUGUGAUGGGUGUGAGAGAUCAAGGGGAGUGCUCCUUCUGCUCAGUCUUGCAGUGACUCAGGCCUGAAGCUUUUUCAAGACCAAAAGGGACAAAUGUGGUUGGGAAAUGCCUGUAAGAUUUGGAGUGGUUACCACUGUUCAUAUUUCUGUACAUCUGCCUGGCAUGAGCAGUAGCUUACUCUGUGUGAAUUCCAGCUUGAAUUACAUGAAAAGUGUAUGUCUAAACUGAGGGGGGAGAAAUGUGUAACUUUCAGAAGUGAUCUGCCUCAUACUUGCAGGGAAAAAACCCAUAAAUGUCAAGUGCCCUUUAGGGAAGGAAUUGGAAAAGUGUGGUGGCAAAGGACAAAAACAAAUUGGUUUGAAAAAGAAGCCUGACUCUGUUUGGACAGCGCCACAUCCUGCUGAUGUUGGGCAGUAGGAACAGGAAAACUAUUCCACGGAAUUCAAUUUGUUUGAGAUCAUUGUCACUCCUCUGCUGAAACCUCAUCAGUCUUGAAAUGCUCUAUAAAUAGGGAAGAGUUGUGAUCCUUUAGCUUUUAAAUUUCCUUUGCAUUACCAAAAAGGAGGAAAGUGAUGGAACUGGAACUACUGAUAACUAUUUAAGAACUACACUAUUGGCAUAUCUUCUUGGAACCUAGCUUUUAAAUAGAGGGAUAUAAUUCAAACCCUAAUUAUUUUUCAGUCUAAAUCUGAAAUGCUUGAGUGAAUUUCCAACUAGGAGGGUAUUUAAAAGGGUAUUUAAAUAUAUAUAUAUAUAGGGAAAUUAAUAAGCUAGUAAUUUAGACUUUGGUGGAUUAAUUAAAAGCCAUUGUUAACUGCUUUCUUGCAGUAUUUAGGUGGUGAAACAUUUCAGAGAAAACCAAUCCUAAAUGCACUGUGGCAAAAUAUAUACAACCAGCUCCGGGGGAACUGUUUUUUUAGCUGCUGCUCAGCAGCCUUGUGAUUUAGAAAAGGAGGGGUUUGGUUUUUAAGCCUGACAGUGAUUUCCUACACGUUACAUCUUUGUGGUUGCAUCUCACUUAAUGCCAUAACUUUUAACACUGCAGAAAUUUGGAGAAGGAAAAAGACUACAGCUGGAGACUUAGUAAUAACAGUUCAUAUUAAGUGUUCCUAAAAGACCAGUUGGGAAAAAAUAGGACUUUUUAAUAUGUAACAAGGCCUCUGAAAGAGUUCUGAUGGUUUAAUAUUUCUUUUCUCGAUUAACACUUUUCCUUGCAAGAAUCCACCUUGUGGUGAGAGGAAUGGGACGUUAAUUCUCAGCCCCAAAGCUUGCAGUUGGUAGCACCAAUGUGGAUUUGUGUAUCGUGCUACAUUAAAAUAGUAAGUCAAAGUCUUGAUUCAGAUUCCACAAAAAGUGGGAAUAAACAUAUCCAGUUCCAUUUACAAAACUAAACCAGAUUUUUGAGGGGUCAUUAGCAGUGACAACUGUCCCAAGAGAUCUGGAGACAUCCUUUCCUUAUGAUUAGGAGGUUUUUUACAUCAAUUCCUGGGCCUCUUCUGUGGGUACUUGUUACUUCCCAAGUUCCCUGUUAAAUAGGGAAAAACUGCUCUUCAGUGGCAUAUGGAAUUUAGAGAUGAACUGCAUUAACAUAGCUAAUUAAAAGCCAUCUGCCAUACCUUUUUUUCUUCCCUCGGGAAAAUCUUCAGAACACCAAGAAACUAAUUCAGUGUGAUGUUUUGAGGUAGCUCCAUCCCUUUAUGGUCAACACCCUUGGUCAUCACUGCCCUUCCAGCAGAGCAUGGCAAUAAUAAAUCCUAAUCCAAGUGAGCAAACAUGGAUCAAGGUGUGCUGGCCAAAGCUCCCUGCUCAGUGGAAUGGGUGGGUGCCCCUCUAUUCCCAAGUUUUUUGUUCUGGCUGGCACAUGGAAGGAGAUGGAGGCAGGUCUGGCCAGGUGUGUUCCCUGGCCAGUGUUACCAGGUGACAUCACAAGGGGCUGGGGCAGGAGAGGCUGGGGUGACAGGAUGGAACACGGGACUGAACACACGGGGCACUGCUCAUCUUUGCUCUACAGAGAUUGCUGCGGUUUUAGAGUUCUCUGCCCUGCCUCAGAAUAGAACAUCAGCCUCUAAAACAGAACAGCAACAUUGGUGAGCAGAUGUGGGUGGUCUAGAGUCUGUAUUCAGCAUCUCGACUGAUUGGGGAUGGGGACACUCUGGUCCAGGACAGACUUAUGCAGCCAGAAAACAAACAUACUAAAAUUCUCCUAACAUGAAUUAAGUAACAUUUUAUAGCAAAAAUCUGAAGAACCACCUGCUUCUAGUAGCAUCUGGACUGCAAGCUAUGGUUUUAGAAAAUAGGUGAGUACUGUAACCAAGGAAGUGAUGUAUAAUGUAAUAGGCACUCUUAAGCGUUUUGCCCUAAAGAUGGCUAUUCACAAGUGGUUUUUGAGUAAUUGUGUAUGGAGUAAAAGACUGAAUGGAAUUUUAGGAAUAACUCUUAACUCCUCAGGUGUUUAAAUAACACCUCAUACUGAUGUAUCUUACCAUAUUAGAGAGAGUGGGUAAGAUGAAGAGUCUUCACCACUAUAGUCCUGGUGAAAAUAAAUGUGAAUGUAAUUUUUAAAGAAGAAACGGUAGAUUUUAGAUUUCCACUGUUGUGGAAUUUUCUCAUAGUAGGUGGAAGGAUGGCAUGGAAAUGGAAGUAUUCCCCCAAGGACCAGCUGGAGGAUAUGAGCAGCCUGCACCCAGGGCUCACAGGGCUGCAGAACCUGGAGAACACGUGCUACAUGAAUGCAGUGCUGCAGUGCCUCUGCAGCCUGACCCCGUUCGUGCAGUAUUUCCUCUCGGGGAAGUGGAACGCAGCCCUGCACGAGGAGAUUGGAGAGUCUGCGAUUGCCUUUGGCUGUUUGGUGUCUGACAUGUGGCUUGGAGAGUUUGACUUUGUUUCCCCUGAGGCUUUUCAUUCUGUCUUUGGGAAGCGGUACCCAGCUUUUAGCAGGAGGACUCAGCAUGAUGCACAGGAGUUCCUCAUCUGUGUGCUGGAUGACCUCCAUGAGGCUUUCAAGCAGGUGAGAGCCCAGCUGUGGUGUUUUGGGAACUACAGCUGUUUCCUCUGUCUGCCAUGCCCCCAUGUCUUUCUCCCCUCCAGAGCCACUGAUAAAGAGCUUUUCAAGCAAUUAACGCUAUCAAAUCCAAGCCAAGAAAGACAGAGCUCUGCUGCAGGAGCAAGCACAAGGAGUAGCAGUGGCACAUCUAUUAUAACACACUUAUUUGAGGGACAGCUCAGUUAUGCCAUCAGGUGUCUGACAUGCAGAGCCCUCAGUGACAGACCCGAGAGCUUCACCAUCCUCUCCCUGCCCAUCCCUUCCACCAGAAUGUGCUCUCUGCAGGACUGCCUGGAAUGCUUUUUUCAGCCAGACACACUGACUCGGAACAACCAAAUCCACUGCUACUGGUGUGGAAGCAACCGAGAUGCCACAGUAAAGGCCUCUAUAACCAAGGCACCACAGAUCAUCAUCUUUCAUCUAAAGAGGUUUGCCUGGCAGGACAAGCACAGAAGGAAACUCUCAACCACUGUCUGCUAUCCAUUCAGCGAUCUGGAUCUCUCUCCCUACAUCUCCCCAUCAUGUCACAACAAUACAGAAUACAGCUUGUGUGCUGUAGUGAACCAUGCUGGAGAUCUGGAUUAUGGCCACUACACGGCCUUCUGCAAGCACUCAAUCACCAAACACUGGUACAGCUUUGAUGAUGCCCAGGUCACCAAGAUCCCAGACUCUGCAGUGCAGGCUGACACAGCUUACAUCCUCUUCUACACCUCCCAAGGCUUCUGACACCCUGUUAGUCUUGAAAAGGAACACUGGGUAGGGCAGCACCUAGAAUUCACCAGCAGCAGUAGCCAACUCCUAUUUCAUCAAUAAACUAGAGCAUGUGCACCAGUGAUCAGCUGUUGUGGUCUUUCAGGAAGUGAUUCCUAGAAAGGACAAUUGCAGCCCUAAGCUAUGAAGAAAUGUGCAUCUGCUCCAUGUGCACAAGGGCCAGGGUUGUUUUCCAUGACAACCUUCUUGCACCCUUCAAAACAACACAGAUGUUGAGCACACAGAUGCACUUACCUGGAACUUCUUGUUUUUCUGCUGGUUAAGUAUAGUAGGUUGUUCUAAGCUGCCUUUCAGGAACUAACAGAAGGAUACCAAAGUGAAAGCACACAACCAGACCAGAGUGUGCUACAGAAGAGAGGAUGGAGUGACCAUUAAUAUAGAAGAAAAAGGCAUUGCUCUACUGAUGUCAUUUUUGUUUCUCCAGCACUUGAAAUUUGUUUGCAGCUUGCAAGCUUCUGGAAAACAAUCAAUAUUGGUCUUAAUUCCAUCAGCAAGACAGACACAGACAGGUAAAAGCUCAGAAUGUUAAGACUUUUGAAUGCCAGCCUUAUCAGAAAAGGAAAACUAACCCUAAUCCAGAGCAGAGAAAUACGUAAGAUGCAACUAAAAGAAGUCU
Serinus canaria (Common canary) is the source of this 4896-nucleotide messenger RNA. It is a transcript of the gene USP50, whose product is annotated as ubiquitin specific peptidase 50. Gene Ontology annotation, molecular function: cysteine-type deubiquitinase activity. The transcript is spliced from 7 exons. The record is from RefSeq and is a predicted model, not a curated record. Gene Ontology annotation, cellular component: postsynaptic density; midbody; extrinsic component of endosome membrane. Gene Ontology annotation, biological process: protein K48-linked deubiquitination; protein K63-linked deubiquitination; endosome organization. Bases 3090 to 4235 code for a protein of 381 amino acids. NCBI's taxonomy places the organism in Eukaryota, Metazoa, Chordata, Aves, Passeriformes, Fringillidae.